This is a messenger RNA of Kluyveromyces lactis, 1131 nucleotides long. RefSeq names its product Rtc4p (gene RTC4). The coding region runs from base 1 to 1131 and encodes 376 amino acids. The record is from RefSeq and is a predicted model, not a curated record. The transcript has a single exon. Lineage: Eukaryota; Fungi; Ascomycota; Saccharomycetes; Saccharomycetales; Saccharomycetaceae.
AUGGUCAGUAGCUCUAAUGCGUCUUCAGAUCAAUUGAGCCAGGAAUCUCUAGUGAUAAUCUCUUCAUCAUCACAUGAAGGAUUUUCUUACGGUAAAAGGCACCCAACGGUGGCAUUAAAUGGCAGCUUGAAUAAAAAGCUACGUGUACGCUCCGGCAGUUUGGAGGAGUUAUCAGAUUCGGAAUUUGAUGUUUCUGCCAAAGAGGAGGAAAAGAAAAGUACAGAACUCCAAGAUCCCAAGUCAAUUGACCUGGAAACACAAUUCAGUGACGUUGAAUCAGAUUUAGACUCGCUGAACGAGAGAAACAAGGGUGCUGACAUGCUUGAAUUGACUGAUGAUGAGAGUGUCCAUGAACUGCCGGGCAGUUCACGAGAUUUUUUUGAUGAGAACGACGUAGAAGAAAUGUCAAUGGAACUCAUUAAGAUGUAUAGCAUCGGUUUGAAUGCGGAGGGUGUAUCAGAGUUUAAAAAGAGCUCGGCUUCCCUUGUGUUGCCGAAGAAUACUGAGAAAAGCACAUACUUGAAAUCAAACGCCGUAAGGCAAAAAUUCAUGACUAAAUAUGAUCUUCCGCCAGUAUUGUUUCUUGACCAGCUGGAAUCUCGUACUAGAGAGCAUAUUUCUGUUUGUGAUGCGAUACUGACCGGAAAGGUCUCAUCGUUGUAUUAUUCAAUGGCGAAAACGGUUCAGAAAAACUCAAAACGUCAAGUGAUUACAAACGAAGAACUACGAGAUCUAAAUAUCUUGAAAUUCACCGCUGGGUACUUCGGAUCCAGACGACAGGCUAUCGUUGGAAUGCUUAUCCUCGAGACUUAUGGUGAAAAGUUGAAAAGAAAUAAGAAUCCUGUGAUUUCAUUCUGGGGCCCUUACGACUUUUCACAAUAUAUCUUAGCCCCGGAAGUCUUAAGCUACUUGUGCAUGGAUGACUUCAAAUUAAACAACAUCGAAGAUGCGUGGGAUAUUAUGCAGACAACUAUCGAGUUUGGAACAAUGGUCGCAGACUUGAGUCCUUUAGAAGUUUACGAAAUUGAAUGCGAGGAAGAGUCUUUAAGGAGACUAAGACUACCACAACAAUACUCUUCAAUGAGCUACAGGGAUGAUCCGAGAAGGAAACAAGAUUCGAACGUAGGAUAA